CCGCCAAGCGCCGCCAUGUCCUCGCACCCCUCCUCGCUCUACCCAGAAGUCCCCCGAUCCAACCCCGAGUCCUCUUCCCCCUUCCUCUCCAACCCUAACCCCGACCCCCAUCAUCAUCCACCCUCCUCCUCCUCCAACCUCUACCCUUCCCUCGACAUGAAGGACCUCGUCGAGAACCUUUUCCCCGACCCCUACGCCCACGACCCCUCCUCCCGCCGCCCCCCCGGAGGCGACGCCGCCGCCGCCGCCGGGGACGGCGGCCCGCGGUCCGCGCCCGCGCCUCCCGACUCCGCCGAGGAGGUCCUCAUCCGGGUCCCCGGCGCGAUCCUCCACCUCAUCGACAGGGAGUACAGCGUGGAGCUCGGGUGCGGGGACUUCUCCGUGAUCGCCCUCCGCCAGGGCGAGAACGCCGUCGCGGUGCUCGCCCGCGUCGCCGACGAGCCGCAGUGGCCCCUGACCAAGGACGAGGCCACUGUGAAGGUCGACGACUCGCAUUAUUUCUUCUCGCUCGGCGUGGUGGACAAGGCGAAAUCCGGGUCCGACUCGAGCGAUGAGGAGGGUAAGAAGGGAAGCGGGGCGUCGGAUGAUCCGUUGAAUUACGGCUUGACCUUCGCGUCGAAGGGGCAGGAGGGGCUGUUGAGGGAGUUGGACGCGAUUCUGGAGAAGUACAGUGCGUUCUCCAUACAGAAAGUAUCUCAAAAGUCGCAAAAAGGAGAGGCUUUGGAUGUUACUGUGGCGAAGGAGACCUCGCCGGCCGAAUUGGAAUCGGGCGGGAAGAAGAAGGAUAUCAUGGAGGAGAGGUGUAGGGCAUAUUGGACGACAUUGGCACCGAAUGUUGAGGAUUACAGUGGGACCGCGGCAAAGUUAAUUGCAGCAGGGUCAGGACAGCUAAUCAAGGGUAUCUUGUGGUGCGGAGAUGUGACCGUGGAUAGAUUGCAUUGGGGGAAUGAGGUUAUGAAGAAGAGGAUGACUCCUGGAGAGAAGGCCAAGAUCGAUAAGAAAACACUGAAGAGAUUAAAAAGGGCAAAGAAGAUGACAAGGAUGACCGAGAAAGUAGCAACAGGUGUUCUAUCUGGGGUUGUUAGAGUCUCCGGAUUCUUCACAAGUUCAGUUGCAAAUUCUACGGUGGGCAAGAAAUUUUUUGGUCUACUGCCAGGGGAAAUGGUCCUGGCUUCACUUGACGGAUUUAACAAGGUGUGUGAUGCGGUUGAAGUGGCUGGAAGGAAUGUCAUGGCUACAUCCUCUACUGUGACAACUGGACUUGUAUCCCAUAGGUAUGGAGAAGAAGCUGGCAAGGCAACACAUGAAGGGCUUCAUGCGGCAGGGCAUGCCAUGGGGACAGCAUGGGCUGUUUUUAAGAUCAGAAAGGCAUUUAACCCUAAGAGUGUUCUUAAACCUUCUACUAUUGCCAAGUCUGCUGCUAAAGCUGCUGCUGCUGAGGCAAAAGCUAAAAGCAAGAAAUCUAAGUAAAUCCUUUGUGGGGAGUUUGAAUUGUUGAUAGCUUAGAUGCACCUUCGUAGGGUUUCCGUCGCCUUCUUCUUCGCUGAAAACAAAAUUAAGAUUGAAGCAAAUUGUCAUGUACCCUGUUUUUGUUAGUAGGUGACGCGCGAUUGGUUUUGUGGCUACCUUUUUUUUUUCCCCUUACCAAUUCUCUUGGUUGUAAGUUGAUAUAAGAACCGUAGAGAAAUUCCUAGAUGUGAUGGAUUUUGGGGAUAAUAUCAGAAAUUUCUUGAUGUUGGUUGAA
Syzygium oleosum is the source of this 1744-nucleotide messenger RNA. Its product is annotated as protein EARLY-RESPONSIVE TO DEHYDRATION 7, chloroplastic-like. Gene Ontology annotation, cellular component: plasma membrane. Bases 16 to 1470 code for a protein of 484 amino acids. The transcript is spliced from 4 exons. NCBI's taxonomy places the organism in Eukaryota, Viridiplantae, Streptophyta, Magnoliopsida, Myrtales, Myrtaceae. The record is from RefSeq and is a predicted model, not a curated record.